AUGUUCAGAAGGCGUUCUUCCUCAGACCUCAAGCUGGUGCCUCUCGGGGACAGGGGAGACAUCAGAGGGUCUUUCGAUCCCGUUCUGGCGUACACUUUGGCCGGGGGGCUGCAAACAGAAGAUUCAGACGGAUCUUUCUCACAACUGCAAUCUCAGGAGGAUCAGCCCAUCAGGAGAUGCUCCAGCAGCUCGCAGUUGCUGCACAAACUACAGCAGCAGCUACAGCAGCACCAGCAACAACAGCAGCACCAGCAACAACAGCUUCGUCGUCGACCUAGCAGCAGUGACUCAAAUGAUACUGCGGCGUAUGUGGCCGCUUGUGGCCAGGACACCACAAUUUGCGGAGUUAGGAAUGAUGCAGAAAUGGUACCAGGAGCAACAGCAGCACCAGGACCAUUCGGCAUGAGAGGGUUGGUAGACCCAGUCCUGAAGACAAGUGUAAGUGUUGCUUCUGCUGGCAUGUCUUUAAAGGCUGUAUCAUGCGCAUGUGAAAUCUACGCGUGCUUUCUUGCAAGACAAAGAUUAUACCAUUCGCCUCCAUUAAACGAACUGCAGCACGUGGAUGAAGACGCACGUAAGCUGACGAAUGAUCCAUUGCAGCAUCCUCGCACACCUGGACUGCAUACAAGUGUGCAGCAGCAAGUGUUGGAGCAGGAAGAGCAUGGCCUGCAGCAAUACCAACGCAGGGGAGAAGACGAGUGGCUGCCUGGUGCUCCAUGCUGGCCAGAGCGUCAAAGCAGAUUGAACGAGUCACCUGCCCCUCAGGCAAGCGGCUUCGUGGAGGCCUGCACAGAGAGCAAGGGAUUGGAGGGGGAGCCCGUAUUGUUACCGUCCGGUGGGAAGCCAUCCGCGACUUACUCGGCCCCCUCUUCCCCUGCCAUGCCACCCGCAGGGAAGGCUCUGCCUCAUUUGUCUUCGAAGCAGGAGCAGCAAGCGUCCAUCGGCUCAGGAAGUGGCAACGAUAAGAGCCAGAAGUGUGCAGCGCGUGCUUCGUCAGGCCCAGUGCUGAGGCAAGUGCCGGAGUUGACUCGAGGGGCUAAAUGCGUCAGGGGUGCCCCCCGUGCAACAGUGCAGCAGCUGUAUGGCCAGACAUAUGAUCUCGAAGCCCUCGCCUUGCAGCUGGAUCAAACUCAUAUAGACGACAUAGACCCUGGCGACUUCGACAGGAGUUAUCAUCAAGGCAAACGAUUUGCUGUGGGGGACCUUGGCAGGAAACUCCUUCUAAUUGUCGUUCGAGAAAAACUCGAGGCUGGAGCAUGCGGCCAGCUCAAGUUUUUAACUCUUACUGACCUGUUUCGCCUCGCUCACGAAUUAGGCCUCUGGGAGUUCGCUCUGAAGGUGGCUAUGGCCUACAAGGCGGGUUCCCUCCGCAUUCCAAAGGGGGCGCCUAGUAGCCUUAGUCCAGCUAUUCCCGUGCUCCAUGGAGAAAGCUUCUGUCAAAGCCCCACUAGCAGCAAUAGCUCGAGCUCCAGCAGCAGUAAGAGCGGUGCUGGUGCCAACCAAAACGAGGACCGCGAAGCUGACAUUGAGGCUCCUCGGGGCAGCAAGCGGCGCCUGCAGCCUUUGGCCUUAGAAAGUGACAGCAGUAGCAGCAAUAGAAGGUCACGAUCCCAGCAGUCACGGGAGCUGGAAGAGUCUCUCUUCACCGAGGGGAGUAGCAAUUCUCUCCUCAGGAACCUAAUAGGCCCGCAGGAGGAAAAGCAAGCCGCCGACAAGAUGAUAUGUGGUGCUGCUUGA
This is a messenger RNA of Cyclospora cayetanensis, 1737 nucleotides long. RefSeq lists its product as uncharacterized. The record is from RefSeq and is a predicted model, not a curated record. NCBI's taxonomy places the organism in Eukaryota, Apicomplexa, Conoidasida, Eucoccidiorida, Eimeriidae. Bases 1 to 1737 code for a protein of 578 amino acids. The transcript has 7 exons.